Messenger RNA from Mobula hypostoma (lesser devil ray), 6800 nucleotides. Its product is annotated as zinc finger protein 850-like. The record is from RefSeq and is a predicted model, not a curated record. Bases 677 to 2704 code for a protein of 675 amino acids. Gene Ontology annotation, molecular function: RNA polymerase II cis-regulatory region sequence-specific DNA binding; DNA-binding transcription factor activity, RNA polymerase II-specific. Lineage: Eukaryota; Metazoa; Chordata; Chondrichthyes; Myliobatiformes; Myliobatidae. Gene Ontology annotation, biological process: regulation of DNA-templated transcription. The transcript has 4 exons.
CCUGGCAGUGCGCAAGCGCGGCUCCGCCAUGGGUGGGAAGGGAGUCCCCGGGGUCCCGGGGGUGCGGCCUCACGGUGUGUACCGACUCCCCUCCACCUCGGGGGAGAGCCCGCAGUCCGCUCCCACCGGCUCCCCGACCUUCCGCGAAAUUCUGCACUGCGUACGCGUGGAGGCGCUUGUGGGGCCGGAGUCUGCGCCUGCGCUGCGCUGCCGGGGCUGGGACUGGGACUGGGACAAAGCCUGCUUAUGAUCCGCGCUGUCGCCGCCCCGGGCUGCUCGGACCCGCUGUCGGAACCCGGCAAGCUCCCGGGGACUGCAGUGCGAUCCCGACCACGUAACGUGCUUGGUGUUCGGUGACAGGGUAUUGGAAGAGGAUUUGCAGUCCAGAUUGGAACUGUUACACUGUCAGAGAAGACGUCACUGAACACGGAGGUUUUGAGCAAUCAGUCAACCAGCCCGAGGAAAGGCCUGACCAGCCUACAGGUAUUCACGUUCCUGACGAACCGGCAGGUUACUCAUGCUAUUGAAGGAAUGAAUUCCAUACCCCAGAUUGAAAUUCCGGUUUUAAGCUGUGUGACUAAGAAGCGUUUCACUGAUUUUGGUCUGUUGUGUGACUAGGAAACAUUUGACUGAUUUUUUUUCCCCCUCAAUUUGGAAGAUAUUUUCAGUCACACCAAUGAAACAAUUCCAGUGUUCGGACUGUGGGAAACACUUCAAGCGAUCGAAUGCCCUGCUGACCCACCAGCGUAUUCACAGCGGAGAGAGGCCGUUCACCUGCUCCGAGUGUGGGAAGGGUUUCACCCGGUUGGCCUACCUGGUGAAUCACAAGCGAGUUCACACCGGGGAGAAGCCAUUUACCUGCUCGGAGUGCGGGAAGGGUUUCUCUCAGUUAUCCACUUUGCUGACACACUGGCGAACUUACACCGGGGAGAAGCCAUUCACCUGCCCUGUAUGUGGGGUGGGAUUCAGCCGGUCGUCCAACCUGGUGACCCACCAGCGAAUCCACACCGGGGAGAAGCCGUUCACCUGCUCUGAGUGCGGGAUGGGAUUCACUCGCUCGUCCAACCUGCUGACGCACCAGCGCGUUCACACUGGGGAAAGGCCUUUCACCUGCUCAGAGUGUGGCAUGGGGUUCACUCAGUCGUCGCACCUCGUUUCCCACCAGCGAACUCACACCGGGGAGAAACCGUUCACCUGCUCUGACUGUGGGAUGGGGUUCAGUCGGUCGUCUCACCUGGUGACACACCAGCGGGUCCACACCGGGGAGAGGCCCUUCACCUGCUCCGAGUGCGGGAAGAGGUUCACUCAGUCCUCAAACCUGAUGUCGCACCAGCGCGUUCACACCGGGGAGAAGCCGUUCACCUGCUCUGAGUGCGGGAAGAAAUUUACUCUGUCGACGCAGCUGCUUAGACACCAGCGAGUUCACACUGAGGCGAAAGUUUUUAUAUGUAAAAGAUGUGGAAAGGAAUUAUCGAGAGCUUCUCAACUGCAUAUACAUAAGCGAAUUCACACCGGAGAGAAACCCUUUACCUGCUCAGGGUGUGGGAGGGGGUUCACAGAGUCAGCUAACCUGAAAAGGCACCAAAAAGUUCACUCAAGCGAGAGGCCCUUCACCUGCUUCGAAUGUGGGAAGGAAUUCAUUGAGUCAUCCAACCUGGUGACUCACCAGCAGGUGCACACCAGAGAGAAGCCCUUCCACUGCUCCGAGUGUGGGAAGGGAUUCAGUCGGUCAUCCCACCUGCUGAUACAUCGGCAGGUUCACAGUGGGGAGAGGCCGUUCACCUGCUCCAACUGCGGGAAAGGGUUCACCCAGUCUACCUAUCUGAUGAUGCACCAGCGAGUUCACACUGCUGACAGACCAUUCAUCUGCUCUGUCUGUGGGAAACCACUGGCUGAUUCCUCUCAACUACUGAUACACCAGCGAACCCACACAGCAGAGAAACCAUUCAUCUGCUCUGAGUGUGGAAAGGGAUCUGCUCACUCGGCCAAACUGAGGAGACACCAAAGGGUCCACACAGGGGAGAGACCGUUCAUCUGCUCCGAGUGCGGGAAGGGCUUCACUCAGUCAUCCUCCCUGCGGACGCACCAGCGUAUUCACACGGGGGAGAAGCCGUUCACAUGUACCGAGUGUGGAUUGGGAUUCAGCACGUCGUCCAUCUUGGUAGCCCACCAGCGAGUUCACACUGGGGAGAGACCGUUCACCUGCCCCGACUGUGGUGUGGGAUUCAGUCGGUCAUCCCACCUGCUGAGUCAUCGACGGAUUCACACCGGGGAGAAGCCGUUCACCUGCUCUGACUGUGGGAUGGGAUUCAGUCGCUCCUCCAACCUGCUGAAACACCGGCGGGUCCACACUGGGGAGAGGCCAUUCACCUGUGCAGAGUGCGGGAAGGGUUUUAUCCAGUCAUCCCACCUGCUCACGCACCAGCGGAUUCACACCGGCGAGCGGCCGUUCACCUGCACCGAGUGUGGGAAGGGAUUCACAGAGUCCUCCAGCCUACUCACCCACCAGCGGGUCCACACCGGGGAGAGACCGUUCACCUGCUCCGAGUGCGGUAAAGGAUUCACUCUCUCUUCUUACCUGCUGAAGCAUCAGCGUGUUCACACCAGAGUGAGACCAUUCACGUGCUCCGAUUGUGGGAAGGGAUUCAAAGUCUUUUCCAAGCUGCAGGAACACCAGCAAGUCCACACGGGGAAGAAGGAUUAAUUGUGCCGUGUCUGGCAUCACAGCUGCUGAAACGCCUGCGGAGUUUGGAUUCUGCUCAUUCCCAGCACUGGACCAUCGUUAUUGUGGGUACUUGGAGAUUAUUUCUGCUGUUGUUAUCAGUCUUUACAACUCGGCCUGAAUUUAACAUUCUGGAUCUCAGCCAAAUAAACAUCCUCAAUUUUAUGCGAACUGGGCCAGAUUGAGCUCGGUUUUCGUACGGUUUCUGAUUGGGGCCUCUGCUGACCCUGCCUGUUGUGCUCCUGUCUCUAUCAACUAUUCCCUGUCCCAGGUCGUAACCACCCUCUCAGUAUGUUAUAUACAUUAAGCUGAACACUAAUAACAUAUGUGUACAGGGAACUGUCCCGAUUUACUGUGCUGUUAAUACAUAAAAUUAUAGCAAAACCCUACUGCACUGAAUACAACAUGUAUUACACCUGCAAUACCACAGUGUUUUAUUUUAGGCAUCUGUUAGUCUCAUGAGACCAUAAAUUUGCACCUUGGAAGGUUUCCGGGGUGCAGGUCUAGGCAAGAUUGUAUGCAAGACAGGCAAUUGCCCAUGCUACAAGUCUCCCCUCUCCACGGCACCGAUGUUGUCCGAGGGAAGGGCAUUAGGACCCAUACAGUUUGGCACCACUGUCGUCGCAGAGCAAUGUGUGGUUAAGUACCUUGCUCAAGGACACAACACGCUGCCUCAGCCAAGGCUCAAACCAGCGACCUUGAAAUCACUAGACAAACGCCUUAACCACUUGGCCACGCACCAACUACAGUGUUACAGGCCUGGAAAUGCCACUGGCCUGUUGGAAUGACGUACUUAUUACACCUCAACCAUCAGCAGUCAGGAAUUCACUCUCGCCAAGGUUGAAAUCAAAAGCUCUCCACCACUCUUUCCUCAUUUAAGUAAAACGAUUAACCGGGCUCUGCCAACUCGCACUUGUUCCUCAAUCAGACUCUGUUUACUGGCACUCAGGGAGAACAGCCUGGGCCCUGUCACCACGCUGUUCUGAGGUUUGAACACAGAAUGCCAUUUUCAAACAGAAUUGACAAACAGUUACAGAUUCUGACCAUUCGUGGUAAACUGUGUGUUCAAAUUCUUUAUUCGCAAGAUCAGUCAUAGUUCACACUAAAAAGUACAAGCUAACAACUGAUGGAACUUUGAAGUGAGUAAAGUGAUUGUCCCCUGGUUCGGGUGCGUGGCCUACCUCCUCUGUUACAUUCUUAUCUUGUCUCCGUAUUUUUUAUCUAUUGAGAUAUUUAGAAUAAACCCUCUGAGAUAUGUCACUCAGCAACCACCGAUUUAACUGGAGUGUAAUCAUGGGACAGUUUAGAAUGACCAAUUAACCUGCGUGUCUUUGGACUGUCGGAGGAAACCAGAGCACCCGGGGGAAACCCACGUGGUCAAGUGGGGAACAUACGAACUCCUUACAGACAGCAGUGGGAAUUGAACCCAGGUUCCCAGAACUGUAAAGUGUUGAGCCAACCACUACACUACCGUGACGUCAAAUGGCCCCAGUCCCCCCGCUGGGCAAAGGAGAACUAUGCUUUUCCAAGGCCUUUCUUGCCUGGGCUGACUGCCCACGAUCUGCAAUAAUCCUUGCCUGGCAUUAUGUCAACAUUUACUUUGCUGCAGCUUCCACACAAAGAGUGUGGUUGCAAUUAGGAAGGUAUUUGGUAGGUUGCCAGGUGAAAAGGUCUGUAUAAAAUAGGUAUUGAGGGUGAUAUAUUGGCAUGGAUAGAGGAUUGAUUAACAGAACUCAAAAAGGUUGCAAAUCUCUGAACGCUGUAUCCUUACAUUCAAGAUAAACCACUUGCCCAAACUUCCACUUCCUGUCAUCACAGGUUCCAGAUAUUUCUCACUGACAGCAACACAAUCCAACUCUGCACAGAGUUAUUGCUUCCGUAACUUAUGAAAAAAUAAGUAUUUUAUUCUGAAAUGCCAUAUAAAGCAGUGGCCUUAUAUUGCAACCUGUUUUUAAACAAAAUCUCUCGACAUCUGCAUCCCCUUCUGGGUUUCAAUCAAUAAUGCCACAUAAUUGGUGAGAGGCAAAAUGGCAAAGCUCGUGUAAUGCCCUGGUCCACAUCCUUACUGUUAUGCUGCAGGUAUUUCAUUUCACAGCUCUUUAAGAGCUGUUUGUUCUGAUUUCAGCCUGUUUGGGUUAUUGUUGAUGAUAAGGGAUGAUGUGGAAUGUGUGCCAUGUGCCAUCCAAUUAGCGAGAGGUUUUCUUAGUGAGGUACAAUAAGGUUGGGCUUGGGAUUUUUGUUCUAGAGGAGAUGAAGAGAGAAGACACUGGGUAGAACCGGUCAUAGCGUACGAUCUGGUGGGAGACCAAUUUGUUGGAGAUGGAUUGUGAGCGACGUUCGGAAGGUGGUGUGGGCGUUCACGUUGACCGAGGGCCCAGCGUGUGAGUGACAGAGAAGUUCAAGAUGAGCUCCAACUUCUGCACAUUUAACUGUUUAGUUAAAAUGGGCCCUUUUCUUUAUAUUAUUCUUUACUAACCCUUCAGUUAAGAGUCAUAAAUAUAAUCCUUUAAUCGUAUGCAGUGUACUAUCUGUUAUUCCGUGGCAUUAAUUUGUAACAGGGUAGCAAAUGACACAGCAUCCACACAAACCGAGGUUUGGGGUGGGAUCCAGUGCACCUCAAUCUCACGAGGUUGUUUUCCCUAGACUUACACAGCUAAGGAAACCAAGGUGGUUUCUCUAGUGUCUGUGUGACAGGGUAAAAUGCACAACCCUUAUUAUCCAGGAUAUGUAAUGAAGUGUCCACCACAAUAUUAAACUAAACAGAGGUUAUGGUUUAUUUGUUUUCUCCUCUGGUCUUAAUUCGAAUGGGUUUUGUGGAUUCAGACUGGCCCUCAGUUGUCAGCAUGGGAUUCAAAUCUGUGAAAUGAGCCCAAGAAAAUAACUGGGACCCCGUCUACAGAUUCUUCAGAACUCAAAAACUCAUUGAGUAACGUGACCAAUACAGUCAAAGGCCUUAGAAAAACUAACAAAAAUCACAGCCAAGAUUUUCAGAUUCCUUUUGGCCGUUCCAGAAGUGCAGGACGCCAAAUGGCCCAUCUAGUCUGCUCCACAAUUACUAUCCCUCUCUACAACAUUCUCCUACCUUCUCCCUGUAACAUUUAAUGUCUUUGCUAAUCAAAAGCCUAUCACCCGCUACUCUAAAUGCACCCAAUGACUUAGCAACCACAGUUGUCUGAGGCAGUAAUCGAGGUUUGAAAAGACCUGCACAGCAUCUUUCCUAAAACCUGAAAACACAACCCAAAAUCUGUUAUGUCAGUAGGCCCGGGUAUUUCUCCCUUAUUUCCUUUGGUAACCAAAGAUGCACCAGAAAGUGGACUGAGUCAGAGUAAAUUUAUUAUCAUCAAAUGUAUAUGUCUCCAUGGAGUAUACAACUGUGGGGUUUAAAAUAUACAGAUUGUGUAAUCAGUUCAGUGACGUAGUGAGUGAAGUUAUCUAUGUUGGUUCAGGGGUCUCGUGGCUGUAAAGCAAUAACUAUUCCUGAACCUGGUGAUGUGGGACUGAAGGACUGCGUAUCUCCUACUCCGAUGGUAGUGGCGAGCAGUGUUGCAUGGCCUGGGUGGUGGGGGUCCUCGAUGCUGGAUGCUGCUUUCUUGUUACAUUGCUCCUUGUAGAUGUACUCAAUGAUGGGGAGGGCUUUUCCUGUGAGUGACUGGGUCAUAUCGACCACACUCUGUAGACUUUUCCAUUCCUGGGAAUUGGUGUUUCCAUUCCAGGAGGUGAUGGAACCAGUCAGGAUGCUCUGUGCAUCUAUUGUAUAUGAGUUUGUCAAAAUUUUAGAUGACAUGCCAAACCUAUGCAAACUUUUCAGUGAAAAGGACUGAACUUUCUGUGUUUUGUCACUAAAAAACAUUGUGUGUAAUGUUCAUCAGUGUUUGGCAGUUCAUAUCUGUCAGCCAAACCCUUCAACUGCAAAAGCUAAACCUUCCCUGCUCCUAUUGCAAUCUCUGACUUUGCAAAUAUUGCCCUUGUCCAUCUUCAGUUUUGCAAGUACCUCUUGUAUCUUAAAUCAAUUUUUUAUCUCUCAAUCCAACCAUUAGUUUAACAACCAACACACACAAAAAAUGCUGAUGGAAUGCAG